GAGUGGAAUUUACUAAAAGUCUUCUCCAAAUUCCACACUCCCUCAUUCAUUUCUGUGUCUUCCUUCUUCUCUUCCUCAUCCCAAUCACAAAACCCUUCACGAAUCAUGGCUUCGCAUCGCAACAUUUCACCAAUUUCACUCGGCAUUCUCAUCAUCGUGAUUUUCUCUCUCUGCUUCGCAAAUUCAUCAAACGAAGAACGAACAAGCGAGCUUCUUUCCCUUUCAUCAAGAUCCGAUUCAGGAAUAAUCCAUCUCAACGACCAAUCCAUCUCUCGUUACUUAACUUCCAUCAAAACCCCACGACCCUAUUCUCUUCUCAUCUUCUUCGACGCUACUCAACUUCAUGACAAAUCUGAACUCAAACUCACCGAACUUCACAAAGAAUUCUCCAUCGUCGCUUCUUCAUUCAUUACCAACAACGCUAACUCUUCAUCUCUUUCAAAACUCUUCUUUUGUGAAAUCGAAUUCAAAGAAUCGCAGCUCAGUUUCUCUCAAUUCGGUGUUAACGCUCUUCCUCAUAUUCGUCUCGUGGGUCCUAAUCAUGGGUUGAAGGAUUCUGAACAUAUGGAUCAAGGGGAUUUCUCUAGACUUGCUGAAUCUAUGGCGGAAUUCGUGGAAGUGAAAACGAAACUCUCUGUGGGACCAAUUCAUCGUCCUCCGAUUUUGUCUAGAAACAAAAUUAUUCUCAUUGUUGUUGUGGUUUUGAUCUGGUUGUCGUUUUUUGUUAAGAAGCUUUUGACUGGGAAAACAUUGUUGCAUGAUCCUAGGGUUUGGUUGGCUGGUUCUGUUUUUGUUUACUUUUUUAGUGUUUCUGGUGCAAUGCAUAACAUUAUAAGGAAAAUGCCUAUGUUUCUUCAGGAUCGUAACGAUCCUUCGAAGCUUGUGUUUUUCUAUCAGGGAUCUGGAAUGCAGCUUGGUGCUGAGGGUUUUACUGUUGGAUUCUUGUAUACACUUGUGGGUUUGCUUUUGGCGUUUAUGACUCAUGGUCUUGUUAAGAUCAAGAGUGUUACCGUGCAGAGGGUGGUUAUGAUUUUCGCGCUGUUGGUUUGUUUUCUGGCUGUCAAGCAGGUUGUGUUUUUGGAUAAUUGGAAGACUGGUUAUGGGAUUCAUGGGUUUUGGCCUUCUAGCUGGAACUGAGUUCUGAGGCAUAGCACGGUCUAUUUGAUUUCCUUUCCUCUGAAACUUGAGAAUUUUUGGGUAUGUAAAACUAUGCAUUCCUCCUUAAAUUUAACAACUUUGCCAGAGAUUAUAUGUAGCUUAUGUUAUGUUAUGCUAGAACUUUGCCAGAGAUUAUAUGUAGCUUGUCGUUGCCCUUUUGUGUUAAUGACACAAAUUUGAGCUAGAAUUUGAGUAUUGGAAAAGUUUUAUAAUCUGGGGAGUGCAUUUUGUUUGGAUGUUUUAUGAUUAGUAGUAACUGGAACAUUUUGCGUUUCACUUGUCUGAA
This is a messenger RNA of Medicago truncatula (barrel medic), 1444 nucleotides long. RefSeq names its product probable dolichyl-diphosphooligosaccharide--protein glycosyltransferase subunit 3B. Gene Ontology annotation, cellular component: oligosaccharyltransferase complex. The coding region runs from base 106 to 1137 and encodes 343 amino acids. The record is from RefSeq and is a predicted model, not a curated record. The transcript has a single exon. NCBI's taxonomy places the organism in Eukaryota, Viridiplantae, Streptophyta, Magnoliopsida, Fabales, Fabaceae.